Messenger RNA from Serendipita indica DSM 11827, 459 nucleotides. NCBI's taxonomy places the organism in Eukaryota, Fungi, Basidiomycota, Agaricomycetes, Sebacinales, Serendipitaceae. The record is from the annotation of a GenBank genome assembly.
AUGUCCAAGCAGUUUUACGUCCAGCUCACACAUGGAAUCCAAGGUGGAAUCAUGCCACCAAACCCGACGUCCAUCCAGACGCUGACGUCUGCCCCCGAGAACGGACAGCCAUCUCUGCUCUUCAAACAGACCAAGCGCUCUCAUGAUCAACCCAAAUUGCCAGACGAACCCACGAUCCAGUCUACUGCCGCCGUGUCCAAGAUCAGCCAAAUCGACGGCCUGAUCGCAGAGCUCGAGGGGAUUCUGAAGAAGCUGCCGACUGAGAAUCCACCAGGUGGAAAGGAUAUCUACGGGUUAGAUAUUGGACUCAUGUACGGGAGCGAUAACGUCGAGUGGAUGAACGCUGCGCCGAGUGGCUGCGGCGGUGGCUUUUCCGAGGUCGAACCAACGCCAGAACAGAUUGAGCAAUUCAAGCGUGCGGUUGCGAUUGUAGAAGAGAUUGGAAAUCUGUCCCAGUAG